Messenger RNA from Schistocerca americana (American grasshopper), 675 nucleotides. Its product is annotated as 50 kDa spicule matrix protein-like. The record is from RefSeq and is a predicted model, not a curated record. The transcript has 2 exons. Bases 1 to 675 code for a protein of 224 amino acids. NCBI's taxonomy places the organism in Eukaryota, Metazoa, Arthropoda, Insecta, Orthoptera, Acrididae.
AUGGUCAGGCAGCAAACGGCAUACACUGAGUCCGACUGUGAUCCUGGCAAUUCUGUAGGCUACAGCUCAAAGGCCACAGUUGUGGGCUCCAAGCUUUCAGCCUCUCAGCCAGGCCUCUCAGCCAGGCCUCUCAGCCAGGCCUCUCAGCCAGGCCUCUCAGCCAGGCCUCUCAGCCAGGCCUCUCAGCCAGGCCUCUCAGCCAGGCCUCUCAGCCAGGCCUCUCAGCCAGGCCUCUCAGCCAGGCCUCUCAGCCAGGCCUCUCAGCCAGGCCUCUCAGCCAGGCCUCUCAGCCAGGCCUCUCAGCCAGGCCUCUCAGCCAGGCCUCUCAGCCAGGCCUCUCAGCCAGGCCUCUCAGCCAGGCCUCUCAGCCAGGCCUCUCAGCCAGGCCUCUCAGCCAGGCCUCUCAGCCAGGCCUCUCAGCCAGGCCUCUCAGCCAGGCCUCUCAGCCAGGCCUCUCAGCCAGGCCUCUCAGCCAGGCCUCUCAGCCAGGCCUCUCAGCCAGGCCUCUCAGCCAGGCCUCUCAGCCAGGCCUCUCAGCCAGGCCUCUCAGCCAGGCCUCUCAGCCAGGCCUCUCAGCCAGGCCUCGAUCCUGCGCAGGAGCAGCGUAGACUACACGGCAUCGUGCGCAGGUGCGUAACAGCCUUGAUUGGGAGGUCAAACAAGCUGCCUCUCUGA